Molecule: messenger RNA, 2919 nt
Organism: Rhipicephalus microplus (southern cattle tick)
Lineage: Eukaryota; Metazoa; Arthropoda; Arachnida; Ixodida; Ixodidae
Molecular function (GO): zinc ion binding
Source: RefSeq, a predicted model, not a curated record
GAACAAGCCAGCCUAAAUACUACCAUCUGUCUGAAACUUUUUCCGGCGGGUCAACAUGAGUGUGCACAUGUCCUAGCCCCAGCAGAAGGUUCAUGUGCAUCGAGGCACCUCCUAGCUACACAGGGCGCAUCUGCAAAAACAGGUACAAGAAACCACCGACUAAGCGUGAAGUGUGGCAAGAGGUGCUUUGCUAUGGAAGGUGUGAACGUGCUUUUUCGAAGCAAGCACAGAGGCUACCAACUGCAACUACCUCUUGGUUAGUCGAAGACGCUAAGAAAAAUGGCUAUGCAGCAGGAGGCCAUGUCAUGGGAGGCUGUCCCGGACAAUGUAGGAAUGAACGUGGAGGUCGCCAUGCAGUGCCAAAGCACGAUUGAUGAACACCAGCACCCCGAGGUCGAUGAUCACGUCAGCGUCCAACUUUGGGUUGAGAGUAUGCACUUGAGGAGGGACAACCCUGUUCUUUUCUUCAAAAAUCGAGGCCAGCCGGACAGGCCUGACGUCCUCGACAGGCUGCCUAAGGCGCUUCUCAAGGAGAGGGACUUCAUGCUGGUCAUCAUGACGGCGCCCCAGCUGCAGCUGCUCAGAAAGUUCGGCAUCAACUGUGUCUGCGUGGACAGCAUCUGUGGAACGACGGCCUUCAGCUAUCAGCUUGUCACGCUACUGUCUGUGGAGGAAUUUGGUGCCAGCUUCCCAGUGGCAUACUGCAUCACCAACCGCACCGACGAGAAGGGGAUGGCAAUAUUUUUUGAAUCGGUUCGAUCCAAAACAGGGAGAAUAUCAGUGGAUAUUUUCAUUACGCACGACGCCUCCUCUUUCUACAAUGCCUGGACUGAGGUGAUGGGAUGUCCAGAACACAGAGUGUUGUGUACUUGGCAUGUGAGGAAAACCUGGCGACAGACUCUCAACCAGCAUACUCAGAACAAAAAGCUCAAGGCCUCUGUCUACAGGGAAUUCCAAAAGGUCAUGGACAACCCCUACGAAAGAGUAUUCCAGCUUGACCUCAAGAACUUCUUGGCCUGGUGCGAUUUGAAAGCAGAGACGCAGCCUGCCAUCCGGGACAUCAAACAUCAAGUAGAAUAUAAUUACGCAUACCACAGAAAUGCUUGGGCAGCUUACUUCCGCAGGACAGCUGGAGUUGAUGCAAGCAUGAGACACGACGCAGUGCACAUGAUCCUGACGCAUUGCUACUCACACAAGACGACCAACAAGCGAAUGGACAGAUUAAUCUCGGUGCUGUUAAAGCUGACGAGGAGCAAGAUUUUUGCUCUUCUUCCUAGAGUAAUUAGAAGAAGCAAAGACAGGUUUGACCAGGACACAGAAAUCAGGCACAAAAGAGGGCUAGACAUCUCCAGAAGGGACAUUCACAAAGUUGCUUCCAAGCAAUGGUGCAUUUGCUCCCAAGCAGGCCACGGUCUGGAGUACAUUGUAACACAAUGGGCCCCAUGCAGAGAGCGGUGCAGAAAAGCCUGCCCCGACUGCCGAGUGUGCAUCCACAUGGCAAGCUGCACGUGUCCGGACCACAUGUCGCGGAAUACCAUCUGCAAGCACAUUCAUGCAGUGUUUAAGCCUAAUGACAGUGACACAAGCCAUCUGAGUGAUCGCAGUGACGUGCCCCAUGUCGAAAAUAUGGUACCUGCCUACUACGGGGACUGGGACGAUGAGGAAGGAGUUGAAGACAUGAUUGAAGACAUUGAAGAGUUGGAAAAGGAAGACUGCACUGACGACCGUGACUGCGUGACCAUGCUUGAAGAAAUAAUGGGCCACUUGGUAGCAGCACCAAUGGUAGAAGACCAAGCCACACCUUGGCUUAGGCCUGCGCUCUCCAAUAUUCUAGCAAAGUUGGAGAGAAUUUCACCUCCUUCAAAAACAGACACCUCAGUAAUGAGCUCAUCGUCGUCAAGCCAUGCACUAAGUGAUUCAUCCAGUGACAAAAGUGAGGAGCAGUACCACUGUUGCUCACCCAAAUCCAAAACUUUCGACAUGCGCCUACAAGCAGCUGAGCUAUAUUCCCCUGAGCAGGCUUCUGUCAGUGAUACUAGUCAGUCGGAUACUGAAGAGCAGGUGCACCAUACAGGUUUCGAUCAUGGUUACUGUAGGUACGGUACUCGCUGCUUCACGACCAUGCAGUAGCCAAAGUGAGGCAUGUUGAUUUAUCAUUUUAGUUAUGAUGGCACCUUUAAUUGCUUCAAGUACAACUACUUAUUUAUUAGGAUGCACUCUGUGCCAUUUUACCUUUCACUCAUGUGUCAUGAUUAUAACUUCGUUUUUUUGUUUUACAUUUCAAUUUCUUUUACCAGUGGAACUUGACGUGGUGCAUUCUACAUAUUGUUGGUGUGUUUCGUACAAGUGUCAGUACAAAAAACUUGCCCUUUCAUUUGUGCAAUAUACCUGUAAAAUAUCAUUGCAAUCUAGGUACCUGCACAACCUUCAGACCACCUGUUUUGGUCUUGUUUACUGCUACCUCCCUGGCUACUUUUUAAAAUUGUUCUAUUGGCCAAUUCUUUGUAUCUGUCUGCUUAGUAAAAGAUGUGUUAAAUCUUAGUGCUUAAUUGCACAUGCUUGUACGAUCAAACUUAUUUUAUCAUACUGCGCAAUGACAUCACUGAAAAAAAAAAUUGUCUGGUUUGCUAAACCGGCAUUUCACCAUAUUUGGUUGGUUAAAUUUUUUCGAUCCUAACUCACACGACACGUGCCUUUCACACUGCCACAGUGUUGCAUUUUUAAGAAGUCAUUAAAAAUAACCAAAUGUGCCACUUUUUAAAACUGUAUUCUGCACUAGUCAUUGAAAGGAGCAAUAUGUACUGCAAAGAACGCUUGUUUUUGUACUCUCUGUACAGUUGAUUUUCCUGCAGCUGCUGUUGCAGAGCUCUGUGGUGUUGUUUGUACUUUUAAAAUAAAAUAAAUUUUCAAGUUGUGAAA